Molecule: messenger RNA, 3524 nt
Organism: Schizophyllum commune H4-8
Lineage: Eukaryota; Fungi; Basidiomycota; Agaricomycetes; Agaricales; Schizophyllaceae
Exons: 6
Coding region: 127-3417 (1096 amino acids)
Biological process (GO): mycotoxin biosynthetic process
Molecular function (GO): protein binding; acetyltransferase activity
Source: RefSeq, a predicted model, not a curated record
CAACACCAUGCUGCUGCAGGGUCCUCUUGCCUGCAGCAGAGCGCCCGCUUUUCCCAGAGCUCUUGGCUCGCUUUCCCCACCUUCUCCGCGUUUUCCUCGUCUCCCAGCCUUUUCCCCACCUCAAGGAUGUCCAAACUAACCUGGAAACGAUGGACGCAGUCCGCGGAUGAUCCCAAAAGCUACUCCCGCAUCGCGAGCAACGUCGAGCUCUUCGAGUACUGCGUCGCUGCCAUGAACAACGGGGACUUCACCAUGCACGCAUGCCUCCAGCUCUCGCUCGAGAAGGACGUCGCCCCCGCCGAUUUCCUCACAAGCGCGCGCAAGGCAUGGCUCGCCCUGCGGUACCAGAUCCCACCGCUCGCCGCCGCCAUCAGCAAGGGCCCCGGCACCGACAUCACCAUGACCUACCGCGUCCCCACUGCCGAGGAAGCUGACGCCUGGGCGCGGGGGACCGUCAACAUUCACGAGGGCGCUAACGGCAGCCUCGAGGAAGCACGCUUCCAGGUCAGCUCCCGCCCGAACCCCGCUGAGGGCUCGGGUCUGGGGUGCUUCGUGCACGUUGUACCGGGAGCGAGCCAGCGGGAGUACGGGCUGGUGAUCGUGGUGAACCACGCCUUGUUCGACGGGACGGGCGGCAAAAUCGUGAGCGGGCGCUUCCUCACCCACCUCGCGGAGGUGUUGCGUGCAGAGGGGCGCGCGCCUGAGAUCGCGUGGGGCAAGGAGGUAGAGAACCUCCUGCCGGGGUACGAGGAGGUCAUGUCGGAUACCGAAGCCGCUGCGGACGAGAAGGCACGGAAGGGAACAUUGGAUGCUGUCUUGGGCGAGAUCGUCCGGCUGGCUGAACGUGCACACACCGUCACGUACGCAGCGACCUAUGUUCCGCCUGAUAAGCCAAAGCGCACGUCCACUCGUGUCGCAUCGCGCGUGGUCGACCAGGAGACCAGUGCACGCAUCCUUGCCGCCUGCAAAGCACGCGGCUAUACGCCCAAUCAUGUUGCAAACGCCGCCCUCUCCAUCGUCCUCGCCCGCAACAACCCUCCCACCCCCUCGACCCCCGACACCGCCUCCCACGUCUACUGGCUCGCCAUCAACUGCCGCAACCGCCUGCGCCCACCCUACAACGGCGACGCUGUCUACCCCUUCUUCGCCAUGAACAUGUACCCGCUCGCCAUCCCCGUCAAAGACGCUUACCUUCCGGAGAGCGCGGCCAAAGAUGAGGUCAAAGCACGCUUGCUCGCCCUGACCGAGCGGGUGAAGCCUACGUAUGUAUAUGGGAAGACGCUGCCUGCUUUGCUUGCGAUUGAGCAGGAGCUGAUGGACAUGCUGAUUGGGCCGGUGCUGGCUGCUGGGACCAUGCCACCGCAAACGAACCCCCUCUUCAUGGCGGACGGUGAUGCUAACAAACAGAUCCCGACCGCCUGCCCUGGCGCGUUCACCGUCUCGCGCUACAUGAUGUCGGUGAACAAGCGAGACGGCGCUCCCAUCUGCCGGCUGCAGACCUUCAGAGGCAAGCUCGUCUUCAACAUGGACUACAACCCCGACGCGAUCCCGCGCGAGGUGGCGGAAGAGUGGACGCAGGCGUGGGUAGACACGGCGGCCCUCAUUGCUCCCCUUGGCUGUCGAACUCCUGUUUGCGUGCGUGUGUCAGUGCUCUCCGCUCUGUCGUUAUUUGUUCCGAACCCUCUUUCAACUGCCAUGGCGCUCUUGACUGCCACGACCAUGGCUGCCUUUUCCUUCUCAGAACUGCUGUCCUCCAAUCGCGCGCCCACCAACAAUGAGCGCCAAUGCACGCUGUCCCUCAUUCAAGGCUGGCGCGCUGAAGAGGAUGCCCUCGAGGGCGAAGUCCAUGCCCUGCAGGUGGCGCUUACGCAGAAAUCCGCGAAGCUGAAGGACGUCCGAGGCCGUAUCCAUCUCCACAGAGGUACUCUGUCGCCCCUGCGAUCUCUGCCCCUCGAAGUCCUGCAGCACAUCUUCCGCUGCACGCUCCCGGCCACGCACAACGCGCUCCUCUCGCCGGACGAGCCGCCGAUCCUGCUGACCCGCGUCUGCCGCGGCUGGCGGGCGGUGGCGCUGAGCACGCCCGAGCUCUGGGCGUCCUUUCACGUUGUGUGCACGCCGUUCGACACGGAGAUGUCUGAGCAGGCCAGGGAGGCCGUCGAGCAGCGGCUUCGGGCUGUCGAGACGUGGCUCGUGCGCUCGGGCACGUGGCCCCGGGGCAUCUCCAUCCGUGCCGAGUAUCUGCCCAUCUUCAUGGAAGGGGGACGCCGACUCACGUCUACCGUGACAUCCGUGUUGCGCGCCAUCCUCCCUCAUAGUCGUCGUUGGAGGGAUCUGACGGUCACCGCUACGACGGGGGAAAUGGCGGAGCUGCUUCCUCUGCGUCUCGACUUACCCCAGCUGCGGUCCUUUGCGUUCUGCGAGCUUGGCGGGUCAGUGCAUCCUGGUACGGAUGGGCGUACCCGGCCUGUCUUCUUAUCCGGUGCCCAAGGUCUGCAGCACGUCACGCUGCUGUACCGCAGUAGCGAUCAGCUGAAGGCGCUCAGUGUGCUCUCGCUCCGAAACAUGGUCUCCCUGCAUCUGUGUGCUGAGUACACGAGUGAGGCGCUGCGCGAUGGCCUACAACACCUCGUCGACGCAUGCGUGCACCUGCGGCACCUGCGUCUCAGGCUCACGCCGAACGACCGUGAGGGCUUUGGGGGUCUCGGGGAGGAGGAGGCUCCUUACAGAGGCUCGCCGACCGUCCUUCCCGAUCUUGCGACACUCGACUUGGCAUGCUACCCAGCGAUAUCCAAGGCGCUCUUCGAUCGCAUCUCUGCCCCGAGUCUCAGCACGCUGUCCCUAUCGAUGAUUUGCUAUAUCUUGCGCGAUGGGCCUCAGUCGACGGCACUAGCGCUCUUCCUGCGCCGUUCAGGCAUGCCAGUCCGGAAGUUGUGUAUCACGGCGUACGAGGCUGAAAUUGUACUUGAAUGCCUGCCCUAUCUACCGCACUUGGAGGAGCUAGUAUUCAACCGACGCCGUACCGACGCUGAGUGCCGGUGGACGCCGAGGCCAUCGGUGCUCGAGCCCUUGCUGCAGGAGGGCCACGCUAUGGCUUGCCCUCUCUUGCGGUCAGCUGAGUUCGAUGGCCUUCGUGUGGACAUGCAGUGGCUGUUGCAGUUCUUGCGAGCGCGAGCGCUGAACCUACACAAUGACCAGCCGGCUCUACGCUCCGUCAAAGCGUAUCUCUCGACCCCGCCAUCCGAUAACGUGGAAGAGCUGGUCGCGCCAUUCAGAUUGGCGGGCGUCGAUGUGGAGAUGCAGUGGAAUGAGCGUAAGCAGGAGCGAACGUAUCGUCCUGGGAUCGGUGUGAACUGGGAAGCGGUAGUCGAAGAGAUGAGCCGAGACGUAGAUGAUACUGGAGGGAGUUGGGGAUACUAAGAUGAUUCAGGCCGAGCUUUCAUAAGGUCCGCAGUAGACAUAAGCGUGCUUUUUUGUAUAUAUAUUUUGAAUACACGUGGCGAGAACGACGUGACGCGUUUGGCAGU